AUGUCGACGAAGAAGAUUGUUCUGAAAAGCUUAGAUGGUGAGAUCUUCGAGGUGGAAGAAGCGGUGGCCCUUCAGUCUCAGACGCUAGCUCAUAUGAUCAAAGACAACUGCGUUAAAAACGGAAUUCCUCUCGCCAACAUCACAGGAGAUAUCCUCUCCAAAGUGAUCGAGUACUGUAAGAAACAUGCCGUCUUCAUCCCCAAUGGUGAUGGUGGUUCAACUGAAGAGGAGCUCAAGGAGUGGGACACCAAGUGUUGUAGCAUGGAGUGGUUCAACUUGACGUUGAAAACGUCUGCCGUGUUCAUAACCAUCAUCUUUCCAAGAUAUGGCAUCCCAAGGGUUGUUAUUUCGGAUGGAGGUUCCCACUUCAUCAACAAGGUGUUUGAGAAGUUGAUGACGAGUUAUAGAGUCAAGCAUAAGGUUGCUACGCCCUAUCACCCUCAAACUAGUGGGCAAGUUGAGGUCUCCAACAGACAUAUUAAAGCUAUAUUGGAGAAGACUGUGAGCUUCACUAGAAAGGAUUGGUCAACAAGACUUGAUGAAGCACUUUGGGCUUAUAGAACAGCUUACAAAACCCCCAUUGGAAGGUCUCCUUUCAAUUUGCUAUUUGGGAAGGAUUGCCACUUGCCUGUGGAGGUCGAAUACAAGGCUUUAUGGGCAGUAAAAAUGCUGAACUUUGACAUAAAGGCAGCACAAGAAAGGAGGGCAGCCCACGACAAACUGAUUCGCCUAAAAGACUUCAAGGUUGGGGACAGUGUGCUCUUGUUUAACUCCAAAUUGGUGUUGUUUCCUGGGAAAUUGAGGUCAAAGUGGUCAGGGCCGUUUAAGAUACAUGAGGUUCUACCCUACGGGUCACUCACUCUGCUCAACCAAGAAGGGAAAGAAUUCACAGUAAAUGGGCAUAGAUGUAAGCCCUACCUAGGAAUGACCCCCACAGAGGAGAUCAUCACUCCUCUUCAAGAUCCAACCCCGCUAAGUCUUGCAGGAACAAGUUUUAGGGAAGGAAAGGCAACCAACUCGGGGCACAACUCGAUCGAGCCAAGAGCAAGCUCGAUCGAGCGAUGUGAACCCGGCCGAGUGGAGCGUCCCUGA
Molecule: messenger RNA, 1092 nt
Organism: Microthlaspi erraticum
Lineage: Eukaryota; Viridiplantae; Streptophyta; Magnoliopsida; Brassicales; Brassicaceae
Source: the annotation of a GenBank genome assembly